Messenger RNA from Corticium candelabrum, 694 nucleotides. Its product is annotated as DNL-type zinc finger protein-like. Gene Ontology annotation, cellular component: mitochondrion. Lineage: Eukaryota; Metazoa; Porifera; Homoscleromorpha; Homosclerophorida; Plakinidae. Gene Ontology annotation, biological process: protein folding; protein stabilization; protein import into mitochondrial matrix. Gene Ontology annotation, molecular function: protein-folding chaperone binding; zinc ion binding. The transcript has 2 exons. The record is from RefSeq and is a predicted model, not a curated record. The coding region runs from base 79 to 600 and encodes 173 amino acids.
UGUGGUGUUGACGUCAUCUUUUACAAAAUGGUUGCAAAAGGUGGUCACUCAGUCAUUUUGUAAUCAUUCGGGAGCGUGAUGAGCAGCCCGUUGAUGAGAUAUUUAAGAUGCGGGCGGACUCUGGUCUUGCAAUCGCGCUUCUUCUACCAAUUGGCAAUUCCUGCAGGACGGAGACUGCCGCUUUCACCGUAUGUCUAUUCUCACCGACGAAUAUUGAAGAGUGCAUCGAAAGCGUUUACGAAUUAUUCAACUUCAGGGGGUAGUGGAAAAGAGACAUGCAAGAUGGAGUGCGCAUGCGCAGAUGCUCAGAGAGAUAGAGUGCAGUUGGGAGCCGUGGAAGCUCGAAUGCGUAUCGUCUUUACAUGCAAAGUGUGCAAGACUCGAUCAAGCCAUACUAUGUCAAAGGUUGCGUAUGCUGAAGGCGUCGUUGUAAUUAGAUGUCCCGGAUGUGAGAACAUGCAUCUGAUUGCUGAUAAUCUCGGGUGGUUUAACGAAGAUAAACGAAACAUUGAAGACAUACUUGCUGCUAGGGGAGAGAUCGUACACAGGACAGUAGAUGGCAAUUUCGAGGUCACAUCGAACUAUUCAACUGACAAGUGAUCCCGCUUGAGGAUUUAUUAUUUGAAUUUUGCAUGUACUGUAGAUCAGCACUAUAGUCAAUUUGUUAGCAAAAUUGUUAUACCUGCGACUACAG